UCUCCAGUCUUGUCGAGAGUUCCGUGGCGGUCGGCGAGCGUUGCGAUUAAUAGCGACUGCACCCGCGAAUCGCAUUCCGAUCUCUCGAUUUUCAGUCCGAAAUCCCGCGUCCGCCGGAUCAGCCUCUCUGCACGGAGAUGCGAUCGCGCCGGUCAUAAAUCGAAAAUCGCUCGGGGAUAGCUUCUCCGCUGCUGGGCCCUACGAUGAACGGUAUCGAGACGACGACGGCGUCGGGACUGUCACUCGUCCGAUGGUACUAGUGUCGAGACGUGUGCCGAAUAUCGGAUUCGCGGAUCGGCGCGCCGCGAUCCGAUCGAUAUCGAUGGAUUUUCUCCUCCCUCCGCCUCCCCCGCGCUCGCGUGCCCCGUCCGUCGAAAAGUGACAUCUCCGUGAGUGACAUCGCUCUCGCGCGCUUUCCGCACUUGUCAAACCGGAUGUAAUUUUGUUUCCCGUCUGUAAGUGACGUAAUCGCGCGCCCGAGGAGACGGAGCGCACUGUGUUGCGCGUUGUGUUGCGUAAAACGGAGCGUGUGCGUAAUUUCCAUCGUUAGUCGAUUAACGUGGGAUACCUAUAAGACCUUGAAAUUAAAGACAUUAGGAAGAUUGCUGGCGCAGAGGAAGAGAGAGAGAGAAAAGAACAAAGAAAGAGACUCAAGAUAAGAGAAAAGAUACACUUUCUUCGGGCUGAGAUAUCUCGGUUCCUUUCGCCUCUUCGAGAAGCGUUGAUAUGCGCAAUUUUCACGAUACAAUCGAGACAAACGGAAAUAUUUCGACGCUUUCUACGUGAGAAACAAGAGCGGGCGACGUCUGUUUUUUUUUCAAUAUAAAAAAGAUUAUCCGCCGCUGCGAGCUGUAUCUUCUAACUCAAUCGCCAAGAAACAAUCUAAACCUGCUAUCGCGAAGGAGAAAGUAGACGCUACAUCCAAUUUCGUGAAGACCACGUCAUCGAGAAUUACAAUCGAAGAGCAUUCUCUUUAGAAUCCUUCGUGUACCGUCAGCCUUCUGAUUUACGCGGGGAUCGCAGGAUUUUCAUUUCACGAAAGGAGAAUUAAGACCCAUUAUUGUCAUCUACGAGAGAGAGGGAGGGAGAAAGGGAGAAAGAGAGAGAGAGAUUCAAGGAUCACGCGCGUCGAUUUCGCAAAGUUAAUAUUCGAUUUUUGCCAAAGCCUCUCGUCGUUGCGAACGGAUGUAACACUAAAUCUUCAUCGGGGUCACGUCGAGGAGAGAAAAGCUCUUUUCCUCGGAAAAGCGACUCUCGCGUGGAUGCUCGAGCAACACCCAGUCUGAAACCCGUCUCGUGCAGUGACCCGCGCGCUUUCUCGCGCGACGCAGAGGUGCCUGCAGAGCGUGGAUCAGCGGAGUAAUCAGCGACUAUCUCUCGCCGCUCUCCGUAAUCGAAGCGACAAUCAAUUUGCUUCGAAUAUCACGCGCGCAUCAUCAGGCUGGUGCGGUCUAAGUACUACGCGAAACGGCGACUCUGCUUUUACGAGGCAGGCGCAUCCGGAGAGCGCAACAAUCGCGCCUGGCGAGUAUAUCGGCGAGCUACCUCGCGGAAUCGGUUUGGUAUUCGGCGCGAGAGGAGAGCGACCGCGUUUACGAGGACGCGGAGCGAGCGUAGCUGCGGAGAGGCUCUUGGUGCCUUGCUCACUCCGCGCGAUAAUCGUCGCCGUUCGCUUUCACCGCGGCCUCGGCUCGCACGGCGCGCGGCAGCGGCUGCUGCGAGGUAUUCCGUAAUAAAUCUAAUAGCAAGCUCGGAGUAACGGUUUACGACGAAUAUUAUCCGGCGUGAGCGGGACGCGGCGCUCAUCAGCGAUCCCGCGAGAAGAGCCGGCGAGCAGAUUGCGCGUCUUACGAAAUUACGCGCGGCGGUAACUCGAGGAGGAUUAGCGCGAAGCGAGAGGCGAGCCUGCGCAAGUGGGUCGCGAUAGAAAUUUAUUUUCACAAGAGUUCACGAGGUCCCACGUGAAAAGAGUGACCGACGACGAUUGGAUCGAAUCUCUAAUUCGCGCGCUGAUCGCAGCGCGAAUUCGACUCGUCGACGUUCGAGGAGCAAACACGGAGAAAAUCGAAUAGGAUCCCGACGAAGGAACGAGGCAUAGACGAUCGCCCGAAUGCGCGGCAGGACAUUGCCGAGGUUAUCAUCGCUCGUCGUGUGUACGAACGCGAUUUACCCGGUCGAUCGAUCAGCUCGGCGAUAAGAGAGGCGCGAGAUUCCACCGGGGUCAACCGCGUCGCUGGCGAUGUCACCGGCGGCGGUGUGAAGAUACGAGUCGCGAGGAUCGCGAGUUGCUGCUGGCACAACGUGUAUCGCGCUUGGUCGGCUGACGCAUCGCCUCUCUCUCUCUUUCUUUCUCUUUCUCUACCUUCUCUCUUUCUCUCUCUCUCUCUCUCUCUCUCUCUCUCUCUGUCUCUCUCAGAGAAGCCAAGCAGCGCAGUAAAAAGCCGGCAAGCUGGAUGCUACAGACGGUGCCUCGCCCCCUCCGCCCCCGCCCGACAUUACUGUCACGCAGGAUGACCGCUUCGGGAAGCGGACGGGCGGCAGCGCCAGGCGACCCAACGAAUGCUUCGUCCUCGAGCCCUCCGAGAUGAUUGUCAUCGACUACCCGGAAGUUCAUGGCGGAGGGAGGAUGCAUCGACCACCGCAUCCCCAUCCUAUAACCGACCACCGUCAGGUCAACCUGGUCUUCGAUGACACGUUCUCCCAGGGCCUUACGGGAAGGCCGGAACUGUAUCAGAAAUCAAAUAGGAGCAGUCAUUCAAGUGAUACAAGUUCAGCAUAUAGUGGAUCCGACACAAUGACAUCUGUACAAAGUUCGUUAGACGCGGAUCCUGAUGAGGUGGAUCUGUCAGGUCUUGUGGAAUCCAUUGUUGAUAGCGAUGAGGAGGAGGAUCUGGCAGAGAGCAUGGACAGUUUAACGGUGCGUGAUCCCGUACGAGAAUGUUUAGAAAAGGAUCCUGUUGAGAGAACAGAGGACGACAUAGAGACGCUUUUAGAGUUCACGCAACAAUUGAAGGCUUUCACAAACAUGACUUUGGCUGUCAGAAGAGCGCUGUGUGCUGUCAUGGUAUUCGCGGUAGUCGAUCGUGCCGGCAUGGUGGUCUUAAACGACGGUGAGGAACUCGACAGUUGGAGCGUGCUGAUCAACGGCGCUGUUGAGAUUGAACACAGCAAUGGCGAGAUUGAACAACUUGGUCUCGGAGAUAGUUUUGGUAUCUUACCUACUAUGGAGAGGCUGUUACAUCGUGGAGUUAUGAGAACAAAGUGCGACGAUUGCCAAUUUGUUUGCGUCACACAAGCAGAUUAUUUUCGAAUACAGCAUCAAGGCGAAGAGAACACAAGGAGGCAUGAAGAAAAUGGAAGGGUAAUUCUAGUGACUGAAUUGCGGGGAGCGUUGGAUGGUGCAGCGCGAAGGGGUCACGUGGUGAUUCGAGGAACGCCAGAGCGUUUGAUGUUACAGCUCAUUGAAGAAAACAGUAUUACGGAUCCUACUUAUGUGGAGGAUUUCUUAUUGACUCAUCGAACGUUCAUUGAUAGUCCGUUGUUAGUUGCAAGUCAAUUGCUGGAGUGGUUUGAUCAAGCGCAAGUGCGAGAUCGCGUUGCUCGCGUCGUACUCUUAUGGGUGAAUAAUCACUUUACUGAUUUUGAGACUGAUCCAGCAAUGAUGGAAUUUUUAGAAGCAUUUGAAACUGGCUUGGAAAGAGAGAAAAUGUUAGGACAACAAAGGUUGCUAAAUAUUGCAUGUGCGGCGAAAGCGAGAACACGGAACGUAACGUUAGCUAGGCCAAACAGGGACGAAGUCUUAAAUUUUAGCAUUUUAGGAGGAUUUGAGAGAGGUUUUGGUAUAUUUAUCUCAAAAGUUGAUAAGAGAUCUAAGGCUGAAGAUGUCGGUUUAAAAAGAGGUGAUCAGAUUUUAGAAGUGAACGGCCAAAGUUUCGAACACGUAAAUCAUGCAAAAGCUCUCGAUAUUCUGAGAGCUUCUACACAUCUCAGUAUAACUGUAAAAUCUAAUUUGCUUGCUUUCAAAGAAAUGCUUCAAAUGCCUGACAAUUCUCCGAGACCCCGAGGUAGAACAAAUAAGCCGGAAAUACCCAGGCUUCCAUCGGAUCCACGAGUUAGACUGUCAACACACGUAGAUCCCAUGACUCCUGUGAAUCCUUUAAAUCCCAUGAUCGGUGGAGUACCGUUAUUAAUUCCGGACAACAAUGUGUCGCCGUGCAAAGAUUCUAAAAAAGAGCACAAGGGAUUUAUGACUCUUGGACCUAAACGGCGAUUACAGAAAGCACUUAUGAAAAUGAAUAUACUGCCAAAGAAUACGAUCAACGACGGUGUACAUGUGGAUGACCCUCUUGCGCCACCACACACACCACCGGGAACAGGGCUUACGCAAACUACCACUAAUCUAUACCAUUCGAAGAGUAAUCCAGAUCUUACGUCGCUUUAUUGUUACGAUGAUUUGAGAGCAAACGAUUAUCCUGAACAUGUGCUCAAAGUAUAUAAAGCUGAUCAAACCUGCAAGUAUCUCCUUAUUCACAAAGAAACGACUGCUCAUGAGGUGGUGAUGCUUGCACUUCAAGAAUUUGGCAUAACAGAGAGCAGUUCAAAUUUUUCUUUGGCGGAAGUGAGCGUCGGCGAAGGUGGCAUGAUCAAACAGCGUAGAUUGCCGGAUCAGUUGCAGAAUCUUGCAGAACGAAUCGGAUUAAGCUCUCGAUACUAUUUGAAAACUAACGGGAUUUCCGAAACUUUAGUAGCUGACGAUCAAGCCCCAGAACUCAUUCGAGAGUCCCAAGUACAUUUUUUGCAAUUGAAUGCUGUGGAAGUAGCAAUACAACUGACUCUACAAGACUUUAGUAUAUUCAGACAAAUCGAAUCCACAGAGUACGUGGAUGAUUUAUUUGAAUUGAAAAGUAGGUACGGUGUGCCUAUGCUCAGUCAGUUUGCAGAACUAGUCAACAGAGAAAUGUUCUGGGUCGUAACAGAAGUUUGUUCCGAACAUAAUCUCGUACGGCGCAGUAAGAUUAUAAAGCAAUUUAUUAAAAUAGCGCGCCAAUGCAAGGAGUGCAAAAACUUCAAUUCCAUGUUUGCGAUCGUAUCCGGUUUGGGUCAUGGUUCGGUAUCGAGAUUAAGAGCUUCGUGGGAAAAACUGCCAACUAAAUAUCAAAGAUUAUUCAGCGAUCUACAAGAAUUAAUGGAUCCCAGUCGCAAUAUGAGUAAAUACCGGCAAUUGGUGGCGUCUGAACAAACGCAACCACCAAUAAUACCUUUUUAUCCGGUCGUAAAGAAGGACUUGACCUUUAUACAUCUUGGUAAUGAUUCAAGAGUGGAAAGUUUAGUAAAUUUUGAAAAACUCAGGAUGAUCGCGAAGGAAGUGAGAACAUUAACAAACAUGUGUUCGUCACCCUAUGAUUUACUUACUAUGCUGGAAAGGGGCGGGCAACCUCCAAGUUCCGCGAUGGUAGCUCUGAACCAAAUGACCACUGGCAAUCAAGGCGGCCAAACUGCGACGGUGAAACGACGAAAGAAAUCUACAGCUGCACCAAAUCCGAAGAAAAUGUUUGAGGAAGCACAGAUGGUUCGAAGGGUGAAGGCCUAUCUCGCAAACAUGAAAGUGAUCACCGAUGAAGAACGGUUGCAUCAACUUUCUGUCGAUUGCGAGCCACAUGCAGGAGCCGUUGCAGUUGCAGCUGCAGUACCGCUGGGUGGCAGUCGGGGAAGGAGGCAUCCGUCGCCUACUUUGUCGACUACAAGUAGCGCUAGUAGUACCAGUGAAGGCAGGAAGAGUAUACAAGGUACAAAAUUCGGCGCUGCGUCGCCGCAAGCAGUCAGGAAGAUGUUGGCUUUGUCCGAUCCUCACAAGACACGACCAUAUCAACCUAAACACUGUCCGCCGCCGCUACCUGUACCGGGAUUGGCGCUGCAUUCGAGCGGUUUGGAACCUAGUCCAGGUGCACCUAGAAGAGUAGGAUCUGGCAGCAGGGUACCGAUGCACGAACGGUCUCACAGCGAUACUCCUGCCAGCCUACCGCCACCUGUCGACCUCAGUGCGGAGAGUAGUAGUGUAACUAGUUUGAGCAAUCUUCAGCCACUGAGGAAAACUUUGACAAGUGGUUCGGUGACGAGCAGUGACAGUGGUCAUAGCACUCAACUGGACAGCCACAGCGGGAGCAGCGUGGAAGCGGGCGGCAGCCCACCGCCACCGCAAAGACGGCACUCCGCUCUGCAAGGGUCUGUUAUAAGAGGCGGAGCACCCCCGUUUCCUCACGCGGUAGCAGUGUUACCUCCGCUUCCUGCCAAUCAGAAUCAGAAUCAGAAUCACAACCACAAUCAUCAUCACCACCAUCACCACCACCAACAUUAUCACGAUCAUCAUCUUCAUCAUCACCAACCCCCAACUCCUCAAGGUACUACGGGAUUAGGAGUAAACAUGGGCCUAGGGAUGCCAACCCCGUUGCCACCGCCUGGAGCGGGGACUACGACCAUAAUGACGACGAUGAGUGCCAUGGCGGGCAACAUGACAUCGUCGUCGAUGCGAUCCGGCAUGAGUAGCGUACCGCAAUGCCGUCAACCACCGGCGUACAAAGUCGCGCAGCAGAUGGCAAGAUUGCACAGACUCGGUCGUGCUAACAGCCACGAAGGGGUCACCUAUCGGGGCACCGAUCACGAAGAUGGUACUAGCCAAAUCGCUCUACCGUUUACACACGGUUCACACUCACUCUCAUACACACGUCUAUUCGAUUUACGCUCGUUGAGGCGCUUCUUCUUACGUUCUCGUUGUCAACGUUCACGCACGGCGAGGAGUUUCGAUUUGUUGACGAAAGCACUCUGUCAGUUCACUACUGUCAGAAUAGCUUUCGUAAAAACUGUACCUCUCACGACCAUCAAUUUGCGCGAUAUUUUUAUUGAUUUUUGUCGUCUAAUAUUUUUUAUCAUGUUGUUGAAAAUGACUCUCUUAUCUUGAUGCUAUGCAUUUUCAAUUUUUGUGUAUUUAUUUAAAUGAUAAUGAUAAUUUUAAAGCUAUUGUUUUUUUUUCUGAUAUGAUGCUAGUUUAAAAAAUGUUUGCAAGCCAUCUUUUUUGAAAUAAUCUUUUCUAUUUCUAAAAGAAACUUGUGGUAUGACAUAGUUGAAACGAAAUUUUGAACAUAACAGUAAACACGAUUAAGAACACAAUUUUAAACACAAUAUUAAACAUAAUUAUAAACACAGAGACAAUAUUACCAUAUUGACAGAUGUUAUAUGAUUAUAGUACAUAGUGUAAAUAAAUAUUAUAUUUACUUGUAAAAUGAAAGAAAUGCCUGCAGAACGUGUUUGUAAAGUUUGUGUUUAAUCAAUGUGCUCGUCAUAUAGCAUUCAUUAAGCAUAAUCAUAUAAUUUUGUAAUGCAUAUUCAUAUUUGUUUGCAUUAUAUCAAUAUUUACAUUAGUGAUCAUUGCAUAAAACACUAGCUUGCCUAUAUCAUCAUUGAAUUUUGCAAUAUUACAACAUAUUAUAAAUUUUGCAUUUUUUUUGUUUAUUUUUUGCGUGAUAUCAAAGCAUGAUUUGUUGCUUGUCUAUGUCGCACGUUUUACUCUUUUAUUUUUUUGCAUUAAUUGUUCAUUUUUUUUAAAUUUAUCUACUUUAAAAUAUUUAUAAUUUUAGAAAAAAAUGCAAUAUGUUAUGUUUAUAAACAUCGCAUUAGCGAGAGACUCUAACAUGUAAAGAUAUAAAAAAUAAAAUUAAUUAUAUAUAAAAUUAGCUGCAUAUAUAUCAUAUAGCAUGGAAGUUUUUACAAUAGCUUUUAAUUUUUAGCAGAAAUACAUCUUCUCAUUAUCGAACAUUGUACCAUUGUAUUGAAAUAUUUUUGUUUUUGCUCUAGUUUAAACCGAUUAUUAUUAAAUGAAACAGAAUUGCACGCGUAUUGAUCCAAAUUAGAGUCCCUCGUUCUCCAGUCAUCACAUUUGGCACUUUAGUGUGCCAUUUACUAAGACACAUUUUGAAAUGUUGCAGAUGACGAAGACGCCCAAGUGUCGGCGGUUUAAGUGGUCCACGAGUUUCGCCGUAUCGAUUACUAUUUAGUUAAUUUCGUCAUACGAUUUCAAAAGAGAAAUCGUUUCUAGAUGAUACCAUAUACGAGUCGUUAAAGAAAAGAGAAUGCAAGAAAGAUCGACGACGCUCGUAAACUUUCUUCGUGAAUAUUGUUUUGCAUUCGUGAUGGUAGCAUUCUAAUUCGAAAGCUUUUGGUCGUUAAUAUGUAACAUUCUUUCUUGAGGCGCGGGCCAAUUUUCGCUUUGGUGGAACCUACUUAGACUUUACUACGUGUAAAGGCGUUUAUUCUUAUUUAAACAAAACGCUUGUCUUCCAAGGGUCCCCACGGCGAACCUGAAGGAAUCACCGAGAAUCUCAAGCGUUAAAAAUAUUUGUACAACGUAUAUCGUGGAAAGCGACAAAUAAAUGAUAAGCGGGACAAGACGGUAGGAGAAUACUUUUCUUUUAUUAGACUGAAGAAACGCUUCUCGAAUAAGCGCUCGUGAGCUUUCACGAGAUGGCGAGAAGCAAAUUAGCUGAGAGAGGAGAGAAAACGAUCGUAAUAUUCUAUAUAAAUGUGUAAUAAAACCAAGUCCAAAGAUGUGUUAUAUAUACUGCGUGUCGCCAGAGAAAGUACGAAUAUGACAGCGUGUCCUGUAAUAUAUACUUGGUAGGUUAAUCUUUAGUGUCCCAUAAUAGUGUAAGUUGGUGUAAAUAGCGUAGUGUUAUAGUAUUUAGGGAAGAGGAGCAAAGGGACUACGAGAGAUGAGACAAAGAUUCGUUGUUUAGAAUAGUGCGGUCUUGUGUUUAACUCAAUGGUUUCACAAGCAUUAUAUAUUUAAGAAGUAAAAAGAUUCGUCUCUUUAUCGGUAAAAAAUGGAAACGUCUCAUAAUCGUUUUAAAUUUCGUUUACGCGUUAUUCGAAAACGGUUUAUUCCAUUUUAAGCGCCUUCCUUUUAAAUAAAAAUUUCUAUUGCCAAUCUGGCUCUGGUACAGACUAUUCAAAUUUUAGAAGGAAAAUUGUACUUUUACGCUUUUGCUGAAUUUUAAUGCUGACACCGUAAUCAAGUACAAAAGAAAAAGAAUUUCUCGACGGCUACGAUUGAGAUAAUUGUUUUUCACAACAGCGCAAACUUUUUUAAGCGUCACUGAGCUUUACACGUUAGGAAACUAUAGCUCCAUUUAUUUUUAUAGAACGCAUAACGAAUUUUAACUUGUAAAUAAAUUAUUUUUCUAAUUUCAAUCUUUAGUUCGAUACUUAAUCAUCGAUGUUAUCAUCGUGUUUAUAUUCGUUAUUUUAUGAAUGCCGGGAUUAUUUGUUUAGUUUUACGGAUGUAAUAAUCCACAAUGUGCGAAAAGAUCUUCAGAUCGUAUGCCGUAGAAUUCGAGGGCAAACACAAAAGGAAGAAAUAACAUUUUCGCUACUUUACAUGUCGGUACGAGAGAAACGGUUGGCUUUAUUAUAGUAGAUUUAUCUAUGUAUAUUAUAUAUACACACAGAUACAAACAUGAGCGUACACAUGCAUGAGUGCGUACGCAUGCAUACACACACAUACGCUCUUGUCUAUUUACACGAGACUCAAGCCCUUUUACAAGUAUUAUAAAGAAAUUGUAAUUCACGUGCACGAUAUGUAUCGAUGCGUUAGCAAAGAGGGCCUAAUUACCCAGGCACCGUUUUUGCGAUUGCCAAGUAUGCGGAAAUCGAAAAAACGCGCGAGAGAAAAUAAGGAAGAAUGCAAAAGAGUGUGAAUGUGUGAGAAAGAUAAAAAGAAAGAAUAUCGAGGAUCAACACAGUACUUUUUUGGAUACUUGGAUCUCUGUUAUUAAUUACAUUCCAAACUUUGUCUUGCCGUGUUUACAUUCAUCGAUAAAUGCUUUCCUCUUCCGAUCAUCCAAAAAAAGUGAAGUCUCGUUUAUUAAAAUGCUGUUAAAUAGUCAUAUUAUUAAUAUUAGCAUACUAAUUUUCUUCUCCUCGAAAUCCAUAAAGACUGUGUUACUCUUCGACAUGGUUAAUCCCGAAGGAUCGGAAGGGAAUGUGUGAUCCAGCUCGGUCUUUUGGGACAGGAAUUCAAUAUACUUACACACAUACACACUUCAUAUUCAUAUAUUAUAUCUCUUUGUACAUAUCCUAACGACUUUUAAAUAUUAAUAUCCAACGUUCUCGAAAAAAAUUUUUAAGCGUAUUUACCAGUAAUUAAGGUUCUUCGUAAAGCAGUAUAAAAAAAAUUAAAUCAUUUUCUUUUCUUCAGAUUUGACUCGACAAAUCUACUUUUAUCUUUGUUCUUUCUCUCGUCAUCUUUUGCAUUUUAGGCGUACCAGGUUUUUAUGUCAUUCCACGUGCAUUUAUAAUACUCUCAAAAAGAACCGAAUUUUUAUCGAGAAUUCUGGAUAUCGCGAGAAUAUUAUUUUGCUUACGACGAUUGAGAUAUCAACAUGUUUCUAACAAUUUUUUUUUUAUGCAAGAAGUUUUUGCAAGAGACAAAAUUUUUAUACAAGAGUGUAUAAAAUAUAUACUAUUUGCAAUACAAAUUGGAACGCAGAAUUCUCGGUGGAAAUUUCAAUUUCAUAUUAUUCCAGUAAAAUCAUGUAAACAACUUUUUAAUGGCGUCAUAAAUUUAGUCUCGAAUUAAAAAGGAGUCUGGACGCUUUGUAGUUAACACACACACUUGCUCUUUUCUUUUAAUAAAAUUCGAUAAGAAACAAUACAGUGCGAACACGCGAGAAUGUUUAUUGUUCGAGAAAUGUAAGUUAAGACGGGCCGCAUUUUCUUCCGUCUCUUUCUUUAAUUUUAUUUAUAUCAUGCCUCGUUCUGUUGUUUUAAUUAUUUAUAACCCCGAGAUAUAUUCGUCUAUAUAACGCGGACAGCAAGCAACAGAAAAUCUUUUGUAUUUAAUUUGUUUAAUAAAACUUGAAUCAUAGUACAAUGUCUCCCGUCUUUUCAGUUUCGUUCGUUCGUUGUGAUCCUAUCCCGCACAUCGAGAUCCAUCUUCCACGCUUAUUUGUUACCGAUUUAUAGUAGUACAAAAACCAAUACUUUGACAAACAAUUCUUCAAGGUUUAUACACGUAUACACAUUUCUACUUCGCGAAAUACAACAAAGAAAAAGCAUGACAGAGAAGAAGAUUUAUAUUUUAAGAAUUAGUUCUCUGUCGAUAUAGCGCGAAAAGAUAGCACACGUCUGAAAGAUGUGCUAUGAAAAGAAGAUUAUUGCGUCUCUAAGUAGAGCACUAAUCUUAUCUUCAAGUCGUAUUUUCAGAGUCGUUUAAAUGUCAUAUGUUUUUCUAGAACUCGAAAAUUGUUCAAAACAGAGAUGUUUGUUCCUCAAUCUUGUUUUUCUUUUUAUGCUAAAAGGGAGAUUAUAAUAUCAACAGGAGAUAUUUAUAUGUACGCCUGGGUCGCCUGUGUAACUUUGUACAAGUAUCUAAGUUUCGAGAUUUACUUUGUAUUAACAAAACCACUACGCACGGAAUUUUUUUUCAGCGAUUUCAGAGGAGGUACAUCGAAUUUUUUAAUUUAAUUAUCCUCCGGAAUGUGUAUUCAUUAAGAAGCGAAGAGCCAGGAGCUUUUCGAGACACAAAGGACCACAAAACUCGUUAAUUUCUCUAGUCGUGAGAAUAUGUUUCUUAAAAUUCUCGCGCGUUCGAAGAGUGAAGCGCUUAUAGUACUACGCGACUGAAUGUAACCGGUACCAUGCGUAUAGCGGGUCGUCCGUUGGAACGAAAUUGAUAAAUGAUACUACUACUACUAUUUUGUACGACACGAUGUUUUGUAUAAUCUGUCUACCGUACGUGUAGAGAGGCGGAGAGAAAAGUCUACCGAUCACUAUAUAAGUGGCAAAAUAUUAUAUCGAAUGCAUAUUUAAGAUCACCAUUUGUAGAUUUUGCGCGCAUAGGUGUUAUGGUCCCAUUAAUGUAAAUCCCUCCCAGCAAAACAAUAUAUGAAUAAUUAAAGGAUUGAUAAGGAA
Solenopsis invicta (red fire ant) is the source of this 11961-nucleotide messenger RNA. RefSeq names its product rap guanine nucleotide exchange factor 2. The record is from RefSeq and is a predicted model, not a curated record. Gene Ontology annotation, cellular component: plasma membrane; apical plasma membrane. Gene Ontology annotation, molecular function: protein binding; guanyl-nucleotide exchange factor activity. Lineage: Eukaryota; Metazoa; Arthropoda; Insecta; Hymenoptera; Formicidae. Gene Ontology annotation, biological process: positive regulation of GTPase activity; Ras protein signal transduction. The transcript has 18 exons. The coding region runs from base 2585 to 6955 and encodes 1456 amino acids.